CAGACUGAUAGGCAGGCGGCAAGAUGAGAGAGGAACUUACGGCACUUCACUGAAGGAGAGGCAAGUCCGUGCGUAAAAACAGAAGCUUACCACGCAGCUGCGCAACAUCGGAGGAACCUGGGCAAUAACACAGAUUUCGUCGAGUGAAAACACGAAAGCAAAAACAGCAACGGAGAGAGCGGCAGGAAAACUGGUUGUAUGGCACCUCAGUCGUGCGUAAUGAAUCCUGCGCAGGGAUCACCGCCCUCGGCUGCUCCGGGGGAGACCUCACCGGAGGACCGAGCCGCUGGUGGCAUGGGAACCGACGAACUGGACCUGUCAUCUGUCAGAAGAUGUAAAACCAAAAGUUUAGAUCUGCCUUUCAGUGUGGAAUCCCUCAUAUCAGACAGGACGCAGGACAGAAGUCUCCACUACCCCGAUCCUGGUUCAGGCUGCGUCCGGGCAGAGGAGACCGAGUGUGCGUCACCGAGGGGACUUUAUCGGUCCAAACAAGAGGCGGUGGACCUCAGCGACAAGGAGACGAGCCCCUGGUUUCAGGCUCCUAACGCAUCCCCUCCAAGACUUCCCAGCCCGACCGGGUGCAAUCUACGGAAACACAAGAACAACAGGAAACCCAGAACUCCCUUUACAACCUCUCAGCUGCUUUCUCUGGAGAGGAAGUUUCGUCAGAAACAGUACCUCUCCAUCGCGGAGAGAGCGGAGUUCUCCAACUCCCUCAGCCUUACAGAGACCCAGGUCAAGAUCUGGUUUCAGAACCGCAGGGCCAAGGCCAAGAGACUGCAGGAGGCCGAGCUGGAGAAGGUCAAGCUGGCAACGAAGCCGCUGCUGCCGGCCUUCGCCUUUCCCUUCCCCCUGAGCGCACCCAUGGGCGCACCGUCCCUCUACGGGGCCCUAAACGGACCGCGGCCUGCCUUACCUGUCCCAGGACUAUUCAGUGGACCAUAUGGGAUGUACUACUUGUCCUAACCCUCACUAACUUUGAACUGCAUCGAUGGGAAAGCUGCCUUUAGAAAAUGCCUUCAUACAGCAAAUAACCAAGACUGCAAAAAUGUCCAUUUUAUGAGUCAAUCUGUCUGAAAUAUAUUAACUCUAAAGUAAAAAAAAAAAUCUAAUGGUGUGAGAAGAAUCCUUUUCACACAGACAUGUUGGUAGAACAAUCUGGCUUAAUUUUUACAUUUAAAAUAGUCGGUUCAUUCAAGGAACUCGUGGAACAGAAACAAGGGAGAUAUUUUGACUCGAUUUUAAGAUUGAGGCCCUACUUUAUGGUAAAUCUGACUAUUUGUUAACAUGGUCAUUUUUUGCAGUGUAUUCAGUAAAAAAAUAAUAAUGACGGACUCUCACUGAGCUAGUGUUUCGUAUUAAUUUUUUUGACAUUUCAUAGGCAAGGUUUUCUAUUCCAAUAGAAGUAUUAUAACAAAUACUUUAGUCAACGUCAUUUUAAUUUCGCCAGGAUGACGAUUAUUUAAAGGCCUGUAGUUUGCGUUUAAAGCAAUAACUCACUAAAGUGUCCAUGUGAAUCUUUUAUUUCUAUUCCAGAGACCUUUGAAAAUGUCUCACCUUAAAAGGCCAGUUUCAAAUGUUGGGGGUUUAGAAAACACUGAAGAGCAUCAUUUAAUCAUCCACAUUCAUCCACUUUAAGUAGGUUAGCUAUAAUCUGAAGAAGUGAACUGUUUAAUCAUAGACUCAGACUCAGAUAAUAUCGCUCACAGUCAGACUUUCUUUUUAUAAGCUGAAGGUGGAAGGCAGGUCUGAUUGGUAUACUCAACCUAAAAUUAUGAUCAGAAGCUAUAAAGAGGCAAUCUCAAGCUUUAAAGUCAUUUAACAAAACACACACAGUUCAAUUAGUGCAAAAGUACAUCCAUAUUUAUAAUCAUAAGUGGGUCAUCCUUAACAGCUCACAAUCAAUAACAAAACUAUGAAGUGCUCAUUAGUGCCUUUCAUUUACUGUUGUAAUAAAAUCAAGUGUCCCUAAAAAAUGUUUUUUUUUUAAGUUUCAUCUUCAAAAAUAUGUUUACUUUUGGCAUUUUACCAUGGAGCUGUCAAAUACUGCAGUGACUUCUCCAUGUUAACUAUGAACCACGAGACCUUCUCAAGGUGAAUUUACUAUUACAAUAUCUUAUCCACACAGUUUCUGUUUGUUUCUAACUUCUUAAUAAUUUUCUGUUUCAAAAACACAAAUUAUCUAUAAAAUCUGCUUUACUAUUGUCAUUUAAAAUUGGUAAUUUUUCUUCUUACAUUACCUCAAAAAACUUUUUUUGCACAGAUAUUCAAAGAGCUCUUAAAAGUCCAAGACCACAGUUCCAUUACUAAAUGUAAAUAAGUCAUCAACUAUUUUUGCAAACACUCAAAAGGCUAAACACGACUGAUAGACUCACAUCAGUCAUGAAUGUACAGUGUAUUUUAUAUCUGAUGGGUGAAAAGAUGUUUUGUACAAUUAUUAAAAUCUAUUAUGUAAAUUCUGA
Siniperca chuatsi (mandarin fish) is the source of this 2462-nucleotide messenger RNA. It is a transcript of the gene msx3, whose product is annotated as muscle segment homeobox 3. Gene Ontology annotation, cellular component: nucleus. Bases 199 to 966 code for a protein of 255 amino acids. Gene Ontology annotation, molecular function: DNA-binding transcription factor activity, RNA polymerase II-specific; RNA polymerase II transcription regulatory region sequence-specific DNA binding. The record is from RefSeq and is a predicted model, not a curated record. Lineage: Eukaryota; Metazoa; Chordata; Actinopteri; Centrarchiformes; Sinipercidae. Gene Ontology annotation, biological process: embryonic morphogenesis; regulation of transcription by RNA polymerase II. The transcript is spliced from 2 exons.